AUGGCUGCCAGGUGCUUCUGUGUUGACUGUGUUGACUUGUUUGAGGGCCCCGGCUCAGCUGACAGAGCUGUAACCAGCGACCCCUGGACUUGCUUCAUGUGUGAUGAGACCGGGAUCCACGGGCUACUGAGACGGAGGGAAAGCUGGCAGAGCCACGUGCAAAGGCUACUCUCCAAUCACCAUGACAAACAGUUUGAACCACCAAAGCUUUACCCACCUCUCCCAGCUGUACAAAGGAAACCCAUACGAGUCUUAUCUCUCUUUGACGGCAUUGCAACGGGCCUGGUGUCACUGAAGAUCCUCAAGAUCCAGGUAGAGAAGUAUGUUGCUUCUGAAGUAUGCAAAGACGCCAUAAAUGUAGGCAAAACACGUCAUCCUGGUGAGAUCACAUAUGUUGGAGAUGUACGCAACAUCACACGCAAACAGAUUUCAGAAUGGGGACCUUUUGAUCUCGUCAUCGGGGGAAGCCCUUGUAAUGACCUUGCUGUUGUCAACCCAGUAAGAAAAGGUCUGUUUGAUGGCACUGGGCGCCUCUUUUUUGACUUCCCUCGUCUUCUCCAUGAAGCUGAGCCUAAAGCAAACGAGAGGCCAUUCUUUUGGUUAUUUGAGAAUGUUGUAGCGAUGGAUAAAGGAGUCAGGAAAUAUAUAUGCAACUUUCUGGAGUCCAAUCCAGUCAUGAUUGAUGCAAAAGAGAUGUCGGCUGCACACAGAGCCCGUAAUUUUUGGGGAAACCUUCCUGGCAUGACCAGGCAUCCGGUUGCUACAGAAAAUGACAAACUAGAACUCCAGGACUGUCUGGAAACUGGCCGUGUAGCCAAGUUCAAAAAGGUCCACACCAUCACCACCAAUCCAUACUCCAUGAAACAGGGGAAACAGCACCAAUACCCAGUGACAAUGGACGGGAAUGAGGACAUUCUGUGGUGUACUGAAAUGGAAAGAGUCUUUGGAUUUCCAGUUCAUUACACAGAUGUCGGGAACAUGAACCGAAUUGACAGACAAAGGCUUCUGGGAAGAUCCUGGAGUGUUCCUGUCAUCCGCCACCUCUUUGCCCCUCUCAAGGAAUACUUUGCCUCUUCUCAUUGAGUUCAGCCCAGCUCUGUUUUUACAACUACACUAAAGCCUUACUUUUGUUUGUAUUAUUUAUGUUUAAUACAGUAUUUAUAUAAAUAGUGUGUAUGGGGUGUAUGAGUGAUAAUAUCAUUUAAACAGACAAUGGAUCAAUGUGAGAUCCCUGAUGCUAUCAUUUCUUCACUAUUGACUGCAAGUCAACUGUCUGAAUAAAGGAAAUUUGUUUUAUGAA
Molecule: messenger RNA, 1300 nt
Organism: Xenopus tropicalis (tropical clawed frog)
Lineage: Eukaryota; Metazoa; Chordata; Amphibia; Anura; Pipidae
Gene: dnmt3al
Product: DNA (cytosine-5)-methyltransferase 3A like
Exons: 10
Coding region: 1-1083 (360 amino acids)
Cellular component (GO): nucleus
Molecular function (GO): DNA (cytosine-5-)-methyltransferase activity; methyltransferase activity
Source: RefSeq, a predicted model, not a curated record